CGCAAGGACGGUACGCGGGGCAGAGAAAACAGGACAGGGGGCAGAGCGUCGAUCAGGAGUUGGUAGUCCGGGCGAGGCCGGCAGCAGCAGCUGGCACGACAGGAGGAGGCAUGUGCGCCGAAGCUUAAAAGCGAGAGAGGAGCGAGCUGUGGUUUUUUUGGGAGGUUCGUAGAGAAAUCGGUGGAGAGAGAAACCGUGAGAGAGAGAGAGAGAGAGCGACUGAGGAGAGCGAGAGAGUUCCUCAGUCGCGCGGCGACGCCUGAGUCCCGUUCGACGACCCCUGGCCACUAUCGUCGUCCCGACCUCGCCUUCUGGGUACCCACAUCUCCAUUGAGUGUCUUUUCUGUCCGAACUUCCCUCGCCCCAGAAUAUCGACUCGGGGACAUCACAAGGCGGUCGGCCGUAACUCGAGCGUCUUGAGCUCGCCCUAUAACCGCCGUCUCUGAGCCGGGUAGGGAUCUUCGCAAUUAAACACUCUGUUCCGACGGACAUCUUUGGCCCCCAUUCGGUUCUCGUUGAAGUCGACAUCCGCAGCUGCAGAGAUCUGCCUUUCCCGACGAGAGCUCGAUCCAGAGCUAGGGUUUCAGGAGUCAAAGCAGAGUCAGCCUGAAUGGAUUCGGCGAGGCCAGCUACCAUAGCUCCGCUACCAUAGCUCUGGUGAAGUCGCGACACACACCAGCCACCGCUUUCCUCUGUCUGGUGGUUUCCAUCUUUCAGGAUGCUGGCAUCGAUAUUUAUCCUCUCGAAGACUUGAACAUGGAAGAAGAGAUGAAUUUGGGUCAGCUGGUUCGAGAAAAGUAUGGCACCGAGUUUUAUAUACUUCACCGUCAUCCUUGGUUAAUAAGCCACUCCACACCAUGCCAUGCUAUGAUGAUCCUGCCUACAGUAAUUCAUUCCAUGCUUAUAUUAGAGGCAAGAGGAUCAUAUCAGGAGCUCAGCGUAUCGAUAAUUUUGAAAUGCUCAUUGCGCGUGCGCAGAUAUGUGGAAUUGACAUGGGGGCCAAUCGAGAAUACUUUGAUGUUUUCAGCCUUGAUGAUCCAAACUCGGGACGUUGUAAUGGUGAUUUCGUGCGGGGCUGCUGCGCCGCCACAUGGGGGCUUCCGAGCGGCACUGGAGGAUGUAGUUAUGAGCUUCUUGGGUAUCGAUGAAGACACCUAUGUAAAAGCAACAAGUAUAGCCCCUUGAAAAGCAACAAGACCGCAGCAGUGAACUAUUUUUUUUUUUGGGUCGAGCAUCAUCAGUGAACUUUGCUUUCCUCCCUCUUUCGCUCUUAUAUAUAUAAAUUAUGUGCCAGACGAUGUAUAGUGAGCAUUCCCCUACCUAUUUCGAUCGCCAAUUUCAUGACUUCGUGUUA
Messenger RNA from Eucalyptus grandis, 1354 nucleotides. Its product is annotated as aspartate--tRNA ligase 2, cytoplasmic-like. Gene Ontology annotation, cellular component: cytosol; cytoplasm; aminoacyl-tRNA synthetase multienzyme complex. Gene Ontology annotation, molecular function: aspartate-tRNA ligase activity; RNA binding; ATP binding. The record is from RefSeq and is a predicted model, not a curated record. Gene Ontology annotation, biological process: aspartyl-tRNA aminoacylation. The coding region runs from base 757 to 1185 and encodes 142 amino acids. The transcript has 5 exons. Lineage: Eukaryota; Viridiplantae; Streptophyta; Magnoliopsida; Myrtales; Myrtaceae.